AUGCCAUCCGGCAUCAGCAAGCGCCAGCAGCUACGGAACGAAAAGACCCUGGCGGAGCUGAUCCGCUCCGUUCCUGGCAAUGACCGAUGUGCCGAUUGCGAUGCCUUGACCCCAGGAUGGGCAAGCUGGAAUAUGGGUAUCUUCCUCUGCAUGCGUUGCGCCGCACUACACCGAAAGCUGGGCACACACAUUUCCAAGGUCAAGUCAUUAUCCAUGGACACCUGGUCCGCAGAGCAGGUUGAUAGCAUGAAAUCGCAUGGCAACCUUCUCAUGAACAAGAUCUACAACCCGCGGAACAUUAAGCCCCCAAUCCCGACCGAUAUCGACGAAGCCGAUGCGUGCAUGGAGCGACACAUUCGAGCAAAGUAUCAAUAUCGUUCUCUAGAAGAUGGCAAGCCGAAGCCCCCGAGCCGGGAGGAUUCGAGCUAUUCCACCUCCAGGGCCAGAUCACCAGAAAUAAGGAUCCCCCCGCCGCUGCCACCAAAAUCUGGCAAGUUCUUCAAAUUCGGUCUUCGAAACUCGUCCUCCACCUCCAACCUCCGCCGAUUUGGAAACAAGCCCAAGGUCACAUCGCCAACUUCAGACAGUGGAUCCUGGUCACCACCACCGGCAUUGCCUGCUAGGAGGACAACAGGACUUGGCGCACCUGUCGCCGAUGUGACGACGGCCUCAUUUGAAGCUAAGAUGGCAGCGCUGCGGGAUAUGGGAUUCACCAAUGACCGACGAAAUGAGAUGGUUCUCAAGGGAUUGAACGAGGACUUGGACCGGGCAGUUGAAACAAUGGUCAGGUUGGGCGAGGGAGGCAACCCUACAUCAAGAUCCAGAACUCCUGCUGCGGCGACCGCACGCGCGGUGACCCCGAAGCCCGAGACAUCCAACAAUCCAUUUGACCGCGCCGUGUCGAAUCCAGUUCCCCAGCAAUCGCAACCUCAGACCGCUUCUUAUAAUCCUUUUGACAAACCAACUCUCACGCCAGCCUCUGCGCAACCCUUGGAAUCGUCGUUCCAGAACCUGCAGGUUUCCCAGCCAUUGUUCCCACACUCCACCGGUGGCUACCCAAACCAAAGCUCCAUGCAGCAGCCCAUGUACCAACAGCCCUAUACACCUCCUGUCACGGCAACCUUCUCACAGUCGUCAUAUGUCGCAUCGCCCCAGAAUAUGGAUAGCUACAAUCCUUUUGCCCAGACAGCGCCGCAGCCGCAGAUGCAGCAGCCACAGAACGGCUUAGCCAGCCAGUCAUAUCCAAACCCGAGUGCACAGCAGAACAAUCCGUUCUUCAACCCAGCACAGCAAAACCAACCCAUGCAAUCUCAGCAAAUGAGCCAGCAGGCGCCGGCACUCGCAGCUCCCAACCAGCCUCAACACGCGAACACCAUGCAGGCCAUGUCUUCCUCGUCACCCUUUGGUAACUCGCAAUUCGGAGCCUCGCCUUCUUUCCAAGGACAGCAGCAGCAGCAACAACAACAACAACAACCGCAGCAGCAGAACGCUGGUCUGGGAUCAUACAACCCGUUCCAAUCAGGCCCAGCACCGGCGCAGGGUGCAGGCGGUUACCCCAACCAACAGCAAUCUCACCUGCAGCCUCAGCAGCCGCAGCAACUUAUGCCGCAGCCCACGGGACAGAUGGACAAAAACAGCAUUCUUUCCUUGUAUAAUUUGGGACCCUCCCAAGCUAAUGUUCCUCCUAUUCCUCAACAAUAUCAAGCCCAGGCCCAAGCCCAGGCCCAAGCCCAGCCCCAAUCCUCAAACCCAUACGCCUCUAUGCAACAAAACCAGACAAACUCGCAACAUCAGCUUCAGCCUCAACAACCCGCUGCCAAUGGUCAACCCUCGUCAACCAAUAAUCCAUUUUUCGGCGGCGCUCCUACCGGCAACGGUCUUUCUGCCCAAGCAGGUCUAAAUCCAUACCAACAGCAGCAGCAGCAGCAGCCUUCCUCGGGUACCGGCAGUGGACUCGCCGCUCAGGCAGGAAUAAACCCCUACCAACAGCAGCAGCAGCAACAGCAACAGCAACAACAACAACAGCCACAGCCACAGCAGGGAUUCUCAGGCACUGGUCUCGCAGCCCAAGCAGGAAUAAACCCCUACCAACAACAGCAAAACUCGGGACUAGGAAUCGGUAGCAUGAACGGCCAGCCUGGGGCCGGAGGUUUUGGCACAACCCCAACAAUGGGAGGGAAUCCCUCUCCAUUCCAAAGCGCGGCACCAGCAGGCUCGGCCUUCAACCGAACACACAUGAGCCAGCCAAGUGUGGACGUGAGUGGAUUGCAGAAUGGUCGGCACAGCCCUGAUGCUUUUGCCAGUCUGAGUUCUCGCUAUGGUUGA
Messenger RNA from Penicillium nucicola, 2325 nucleotides. RefSeq lists its product as uncharacterized. Gene Ontology annotation, biological process: endocytosis; intra-Golgi vesicle-mediated transport; endoplasmic reticulum to Golgi vesicle-mediated transport. The record is from RefSeq and is a predicted model, not a curated record. Lineage: Eukaryota; Fungi; Ascomycota; Eurotiomycetes; Eurotiales; Aspergillaceae. Gene Ontology annotation, molecular function: GTPase activator activity; protein binding. Gene Ontology annotation, cellular component: Golgi apparatus. Bases 1 to 2325 code for a protein of 774 amino acids. The transcript has 5 exons.